Mus caroli (Ryukyu mouse) is the source of this 3041-nucleotide messenger RNA. It is a transcript of the gene Elovl4, whose product is annotated as ELOVL fatty acid elongase 4. Gene Ontology annotation, molecular function: fatty acid elongase activity. NCBI's taxonomy places the organism in Eukaryota, Metazoa, Chordata, Mammalia, Rodentia, Muridae. The record is from RefSeq and is a predicted model, not a curated record. Gene Ontology annotation, cellular component: endoplasmic reticulum; endoplasmic reticulum membrane. Gene Ontology annotation, biological process: very long-chain fatty acid biosynthetic process; fatty acid elongation, saturated fatty acid; fatty acid elongation, monounsaturated fatty acid.
GCGGCCACGUGAUGCGGGCGAGGGGAUUGGAGCUGUGGCAGCGCGCGGCGACAGAGAGGAGCAGCGCUGGGCGCUCGUGGCUGGUCCUCCUCCGCCGCCGCCCUCCGGCUUCUUGUCUCUGCUGUUCGCCGCUGCUCGCCGCCUGCAUCCCCAGUCGCGGCGCCUGGAGGAGGAGGAGACGCCGCUGCCAGCAGGGUUCCCGCCGCAGUCGCCCACGGUCCAUCGGAGCUUCUCUUCUCGCCGCUGCUCGCACCUCUCCUCGCCAAGAUGGGGCUGCUGGACUCAGAGCCCGGCAGCGUCCUGAACGCGAUGUCCACGGCAUUCAACGACACCAUGGAGUUCUAUCGCUGGACCUGGACCAUCGCAGAUAAACGCGUAGCAGACUGGCCGCUGAUGCAGUCUCCAUGGCCAACGAUAAGCAUAAGCACGCUCUAUCUCCUGUUCGUGUGGCUGGGUCCAAAGUGGAUGAAAGACCGUGAGCCAUUCCAAAUGCGCUUAGUACUCAUAAUCUAUAAUUUUGGCAUGGUUUUGCUUAACCUUUUCAUCUUCAGAGAGCUAUUCAUGGGAUCGUACAACGCAGGAUACAGCUAUAUUUGCCAGUCAGUGGAUUAUUCUAAUGACGUUAAUGAAGUCAGGAUAGCUGGCGCCCUGUGGUGGUACUUUGUAUCGAAAGGCGUUGAGUAUUUGGAUACAGUGUUUUUUAUCCUGAGGAAGAAAAACAACCAAGUCUCGUUCCUUCACGUGUACCAUCACUGCACCAUGUUCACUCUGUGGUGGAUUGGAAUCAAGUGGGUGGCUGGAGGCCAAGCGUUUUUCGGGGCCCAGAUGAACUCUUUCAUCCACGUGAUCAUGUACUCCUACUAUGGGCUGACUGCAUUCGGCCCGUGGAUCCAGAAAUAUCUUUGGUGGAAGCGAUACCUGACCAUGCUGCAGCUGGUCCAGUUCCACGUGACCAUCGGGCACACAGCACUGUCUCUCUACACCGACUGCCCCUUCCCCAAGUGGAUGCACUGGGCUCUGAUCGCCUAUGCCAUCAGCUUCAUCUUCCUCUUCCUCAACUUCUACACUCGGACAUACAAUGAGCCUAAGCAGUCAAAAACCGGAAAGACGGCCACGAAUGGUAUCUCAUCGAACGGUGUAAAUAAAUCAGAGAAAGCGUUAGAAAACGGGAAACCCCAGAAAAACGGGAAGCCAAAAGGAGAGUAAAUUGAACUGGGCCUUAACCGGUAGACCGUGAGGAAACUCCUGUGUCAUUUUAAAAAGUUCAGGGGCAACAGAAGCAGAGAGUCUGGGGUGGGGAGAAAGGCAGAUAGGGUCUUUGCCCUUCAGACUGAGUAAACCUUUCAAUAUAUGGUACCCAGAUCUUUUAUUUAUGAAGUUUUUAUUUUAAACGUUUUUUUUUUUUUAUUAGCCUUCAUGUUGUCCAGACCAAAGCAAUCCCAAUGUGACCUCGGAGCCUCUCCUCCUGUUCACAUCUGCCUGUGCAAUGGGUGGAAAUUUUGCCUAUCUUCCAUUUACUCUUUCCUCAGUCUGAACUUUAGAUGAUCACAGAAACAUAAUUUUAUGAAAAAAAAUUUUUUUUUCUAAAUCACGAGUUUCCGAUUGGUUGCAAAUCAAUGUUCAGAGACAGAACAAGAAAAUACAUUUGAAUUUGGACCCAUUUACUGACCCUUGUGGUCAAACCUUUCCACCUCUAGUCAGAAUAUUCCCUUUUGGAUGUAAUUAAAUUUGAAAGCUCUGCAAAAUCUCUGUAGAAUCUUAGAGGCCUGAUGAGGACGAUGAUGAUGUUGAUGAUGAUGUUGAUGAUGAUGAUGGUGUUGGUGAAGAUAAGAAAGAAUAACAGUAAAAUCCUGUCUUGUGACCCAUAGGCCACCAUGACUUACGGCACAAAUCACUGUGGGAAACAAUAUAUCUCUCUAUUUUUUUGUAAUGAGGAAGGUAGCCUUUGAAUACUCCUAUUAUUAGCAGAAAUGAAUUAUGAGAUUUAAGAUUAUUGUACGAUUGAAACAUGAAAGAAAUCAUGUCUUUGUUAGCAACAUCUAAGGUAGUCACAUUUACAUGCACUUAGAACUCCGAGGGUGGAUGGAUUUUUUUAUCAGGGCUUUCCUUGUUUUGAUUUGUGGCUAUUGCUGAUUUUUUUUUUCGUACGUGGACAUACACCUACCUCUUCUGUUGGAAAGAACAUUUAAAAUGAAAUAAAUUUUACUUAAAAAAAAUCAAGGAGUCCUCUAAUGUAAAUUUUAAUUUUAACUUUCCAAUUUACUUUUUAUUUUUUUUAUUUUUAUUUACAAAUAGCUCAACCAAACAUUUCUGUGAUGUUAUCCAUCUCUUUCAAUGUGUCUAAUUCUAAGCAAUGCUUGUGUCCCCUUGUGACUAUGUUGCAAAAAAAAAAUCUUCCUUAUUAACUAGAAAAGAAGUGUAAACGCAUUUUGGUGCAAUAUCUUGACUCCUUGGUGCUAAUGAUUGCAAAAUUCAGUGCUUGCCGCUACAAGGUGUUACUUACUGAUACAAGAUGAGAAAAAUUGAGACCAAGUCAGAUCUCUCAAGUCCAAUGUGGUGUUUACAAACUAUGUAUCUCAUGUCAUUGAAACGGGUGACCGGAAGACUGCAGAAGAGACGUUGUUCCACAUUUUUUUUUUUACACAGAUUAAUUUGUUAUGGGCAUCACAGAGAGAUCAUAUGGAAAGAGGAAAUGUAACAAAAAUUAGCAUGAAUAUUUCUGAAUCUUCCAACUUGUCAAAUCUGCAUGUGUGGGAUGUCUGCUGUUUGUACAGACUUUCAGAACAUUUUGUAAAUUAUAAAGUAUUUAUUGUGCAUUGAGAUUCCAUUUCCCCUCAAAGGCAUGCAGUCGCGAACAUUACAGGAACAGCAGCACAGGGAAUAGUGCUGUUUAAGAGGAGCUACACCUUGUUUCUUGCCAGUGUGUAAUGACUAGAGAUGUGUAAAUCUUUGCGAACAUUCUGUACUGGCUCCCCAGACCCCUUCACUCCCUGCUCUCCGAUUUCAGCACAAUAAAUACACUACAGCUGUGGGAAAAGUGA